AUGAUGCGCGGUGGAUCGUUGAUUCGGCUGGCGCAGGUUGGACUGAAUCCGGGUGUGACGGCUACGAUCGGCCACCACCAGCGCAUCUGGAGUAAGCAGUGCGUACGGCUGCUCAGCACCAAGCGGCAGGUGAAAUACCUCGAGGACACGAUCUUCCCGCCCGAGAAUGGGUUCGAGCAGAACUCACUGUACGGCAACAACAUUCCGAUACCGCACAUCACGCUGGACCAUUACCUGUGGGAUCGGUUCAGCCAGUGGGCCAACAAGGAAGCGGUGGUCUGCGGCAUAACCGGACGCGGCUACACCUACGGCACGCUGCGCGAUCAUUGUGCGGCCCUUGCGAUUCGGUUGCAGCGCAAGAUGAACCUCACAUUCGGCAAAACGCUUGCCAUUUGUCUGCCCAACAUUCCAGAGUUCCCGCUCGUCACGUUCGGUGCUAUCGAGGCCGGUCUGGUGGUAACGACCAUUAAUCCAAUCUACACCGCAGAGGAAAUUUCCCGACAGCUGGUGGACAGUGAUGCGAAGAUACUGAUCGGGCUGGCAUCCAACUAUGCAGUAUUAAAAGAGGCGGCACAGCAGGCAAAGCUGGAUAUACCGAUCGUCUGCAUCCGGUGCACGAACGAUGAGAGUCUGCCAGCCGGUGCUAUCGACUUUGCCGAACUCUCGAACCCCAAAGGUAUUCACUAUAGUGAGCUGCGCCAACAUGAUCGCACGGCGGACGAUAUCGUCUUCCUGCCGUACUCGUCCGGUACUACCGGUCUACCGAAAGGGGUCGAGUUGACGCAUCUUAACGUCGUUUCCAACAGUGAAAUGCUUGGCGCGAAGGCCGGUACUGGUACGGUGGUGUUGCCGACCACCGACACCUUCCAGGAUGUGCUGCCCUGUGUGCUGCCCUUCUUCCACAUCUACGGUUUAACCGUGACGAUGAUCUCGAAGCUGCAGCAGGGCUGCAAGCUGGUAACCUUGCCCAACUUCAAACCGGACACGUUCCUAAACGCUCUCGCCGAACACAAGGGCACGGUGUUGCAUCUCGUACCACCAAUAAUCAUAUUCCUCGGCCACCACGAAGGCGUGAAGCCAGAGCACACGGAUUCGAUCCGGAAUGUGUUUUCCGGUGCGGCACCGAUGGGAACACCGGACGCGGAACGUUUUACCGCACGGGCACCGAAUGCGGAGUUCAUCCAGGGCUACGGACUAACCGAGACGGCACCGGUUGUCUUGAUGGGUGCACUUGGUUCACGUAAUUACGCCUCGGUCGGAUCACCGUGUCCCCGCACCCAGGCGAAGAUUGUCGAUUUGAACGAUCCCACCAACACGGCGCUCGGGCCGAACAUGUCCGGUGAGCUGCUGGUGCGCGGUCCACAAGUAAUGAAGGGUUACCACAACAACCGCAAGGCAACGGAAGAAAUGAUCAUCGAGGGUGGGUGGUUGCGUACGGGCGAUAUCGCACACUACGAUGACAAUCUGCAGUUCUACAUCACCGACCGGCUGAAGGAGCUGAUCAAGGUGAAGGGUUUCCAGGUGCCGCCGGCCGAGCUGGAGGAGCUGCUGCGCUCCCACGAGUCCGUGGUCGAUGCAGCGGUCGUCGGUAUGCCGCAUCCCGUCGCCGGCGAGGUACCGCGUGCGUUCAUCGUGGCGAAACCGGGCGCCCGGGUAACGGAGGACGCACUUAAGGAGUUUAUCGCGGAGAAAGUGGCCGUGUACAAGCGGCUCGAGGGUGGUGUCACCUUCCUGGACAGUAUUCCGAAGAAUGCCUCGGGCAAGAUUUUGCGGCGGCAGCUGAAACUGGAGCACUGCUCAUAG
This is a messenger RNA of Anopheles marshallii, 1803 nucleotides long. RefSeq lists its product as uncharacterized. Gene Ontology annotation, biological process: long-chain fatty acid metabolic process; fatty-acyl-CoA biosynthetic process. The record is from RefSeq and is a predicted model, not a curated record. Gene Ontology annotation, cellular component: mitochondrion. Gene Ontology annotation, molecular function: long-chain fatty acid-CoA ligase activity. Bases 1 to 1803 code for a protein of 600 amino acids. The transcript is spliced from 5 exons. NCBI's taxonomy places the organism in Eukaryota, Metazoa, Arthropoda, Insecta, Diptera, Culicidae.